AAUCUAUCAUGAGCUAAUGUGUUUUGCCCAUUCCUUUCCUUUGUACUAUCUCCGAGGCUCUCUCGCGCGCACGGGUACACGCAGACACACACACACACACACACACACACACACACACACACACACACACACAAACACUCGCGCUCUCUUCUUGCACUUCUGCCACCGAUCUCUGCUGGUUGACUGGGCCUGAGUCAGUCGGCAAGAGAAAGAAAGACAAACGGGCAGACAGACCAACGAAGACAGACAGAGGAACAAAGCCGAGACCACGAUGGGAAAUACACCAUCUCAAGGCAUGUCAAUGUUCAUCCAUUCUUAAGUAGCAGGGCUUGGUGGAGCUUCGGCUUCUCCUUCUGACCCAGGAGAAGGACGAUCUGCCUCCUGGUGGUCUGAGCCUGGAGCUGCGCCGUGUGGAGCCUGUGGCACAUCUGUCCCUGAGCCGUGCAAAGCCUGUGGCAUGUCCAGUUCUUCUUCGUCUUCUGACGAGGAGUCUUCCAGAAGAGAUAUCAUACUGGCCCCUAUUCCCAGAUGUAUGAGGGGCUUGUUGCAGAUACUCAGUGGCGUCGGGCGAAUUGCAGGAGGGAAGAAACCUGGACUCUGUUCCCUUUGUUUAAAGUCACCAGAUCCUGAGAGGACUAGCGCCCACAUGAUCUCAGCAGAUGAUGCAGAAUAUCCACGGGAAUACCGCACCCUGGGCAACGGCACACGACGCUUCUCCAACGUAGGGUUGGUGCACACCUCAGAACGUCGUCAUACUGUCAUUGCUGCCCAGAGUCUAGAAGCCCUCACAGGGCUCCAGAAGUCUGAGAUGGAACGCAAGAGGGAUGCAUUCAUGGACCACUUAAAGAAUAAAUACCCACAGCAUGCCUUAGCAAUUCGAGGACAACAGGACAGGAUCCGGGAUCAGCAACCCAACUACUGGAGCUUUAAGACCCGAAGCUCUCGGCAUUCACAGGGAUCUCAGCCUGGCCUGGCUGAUCAAGCCAAGCUUUCCUUUGCUUCAGCAGAAUCUCUGGAAACCAUGUCUGAAGCUGAACUGCCCAUUGGGUUCAACAGAAUGAAUCGCUUUAGGCAAAGCCUGCCAUUGUCUCGUUCCACCAGCCAAACAAAACUUCGGUCACCAGGCAUCCUUUUCCUGCAGUUUGGGGAUGAGACAAGAAGGGUUCAUAUCACACAUGAAAUCAGCAGCAUGGAUACUCUGCAUGCCCUCAUUGUCCACAUGUUCCCUCAGAAGUUGACAAUGGGAAUGCUCAAGUCCCCAAACACUGCCAUUCUGAUUAAAGACGAAUCCCGCAAUGUUUUCUAUGAAUUGGAGGAUGUCAGGGAUAUUCAGGACAGAAGUAUUAUCAAAAUCUACCGGAAAGAGCCACUUUAUGCCUCAUUCCCUGGAUCCCACAUCACCAAUGGUGACCUUCGGAGAGAGGUGGUCUAUACUUCCAGAGAAUCCUCUCCCACCCGGCGCCUAAACAGUAUGUCUCCAGCUUCCCACCUUACUUCUGGCUCUCCUCCUCCAGUGCUCCAGUCAUCCUCGCCUUCCCGUUCCCGUAUGUCUUACAGUGGUGGGCGCCCACCCUCCUAUGCUGGCAGUCCUGUGCAUCACGGAGAGCGCCUCUCCAACCUCCCUCCAGCUCAGGGAGUCUCACCAAGUCCAAGUGCUAUCUUGGAGCGCCGGGAUGUCAAACCGGAUGAAGACCUGGUGGGAAAAAAUAUGGUUCUGGUGAAGAAUGAAGGCCUGUAUGCUGAUCCAUAUAGUAUGGUGCAUGAAGGACGUUUGAGCAUUACAUCUACUCAGUCACUGGCUGGGAUGGGGGAUCCAUUUGCUUAUCCUGGAGGGCUUUAUAAGCGGGGCUCGGUGCGUUCUCUUAGCACCUAUUCAGCUGCUGCCCUACAAUCAGAACUGGAAGAUAGUUUAUAUAAGCCCAAUGCACAGAUAUACAGUGAUACUUACGGCCCAGGAAUGGGCUUCCGUUUGCCACCAUCAUCUCCCCAGAAAAUAGCUGAUGGCCGACUGGUGGAUGUUCAGCAGAGCCAAAGUCCUCACAGCCCUUAUUCAGGGCCUCCAAGUCGAUCCUCACCAGUACGGCAGACUUUCCGCAAGGACUCUUGUUCCUCAGUGUUCAUGGAAAGCCCUGUCAAUAAACCACGGAAUCUCAGUUCUUCAGGUGCUCCAGAACUAUUCCCUGGACCUGGGGAACGACCUCAUUCUGGAUUCAGUUCACCUGUGCCUGCCAAGGAUACUGAAACAAGGGAGCGCAUGGAAGCGAUGGAAAAACAGAUUGCCAGCCUCACAGGAUUGGUACAGAGUGCAUUAAUGAGAAGCUCAGAUGGAGAGACCCCCAGUGAGAAAACUGAAGGGACCAAUGGAGGAACACCUCCAUCAGCACACCCAAGCAAGAGCAAUGUAGGGACUCCAGUUCCCGGACCUCCACCCCCAUCCACUACUAGUACGCCAGCUGGGCAGCCCACUGCUAUCACUCGUCUGCACAUGCAGCUACAUCUCCAUGACUUACAGCAGAAUGCUAGUGAACUCCGCAACCAGCUGCACCAACUCAAGAAGCUGCAGCUUCAAAAUCAAGAAACAGUGAAGACCAUGUUGCGACGGACAGAGACUGAAAUCAGUGUGCGGGUGACCGACACCAUGCGCAAACAGGAAGAUCCCUUACAACGGCAGCGCACUCUGGUUGAAGAGGAACGCCUCCGCUACCUCAACGAGGAAGAACUCAUAACUCAGCAGCUUAAUGACUUGGAAAAAUCGGUAGAGAAGAUCCAGAAGGAUUUGAUGCAUAAUCACAGAUUCAUUUCCAUACAAGAGCUGGAGGAGAAAUCCCUGGUGCUCAAACAGUUGGGAGAUACCUUGACAGAACUGAAGGCUAAUUUUCCCAGCCUGCAGAGCAAAAUGCGUGUAGUUCUCCGUGUAGAGGUAGAGGCUGUGAAGUUCCUCAAAGAAGAGCCACAUCGCCUGGAUGGCUUAUUCAAGCGGUGCAAGGCAGUGACUGACACCCUGACAGAAGUCCGCAAGCAAGUAGAUGAAGGUGUCUGGGAUUCCUCCAAUAACCUUCUCAGCCAAUCUCCAAAGAAGGUAGAGCUGGAAAGUGACUUCAGCAGAAGCCUGGAUUUUGAGCUUCCCACCAGCCCUCCGACAAACCUCCAUGACCUAACUUCCUCCACUGACAGCCUAGGCACAAUCAGUUUUGGACAAAGCCAAGGGCAGAGCCACACAUCCAAAAGUAGCAAUCCAUCCCGGGGUUCAGAGAUGAUUACUGCCAAGCCCCAAACAGGCUCUGAGACUCCCAGCAAAAAAAGUAUGGACAGAUCAGUGUCUGUGGAGGCUGCAGAACGAGACUGGGAGGAAAAACGUGCAGCCUUGACCCAAUACAGUGCUAAAGAUAUUAACCGGCUUCUGGAAGAGACCCAAGCUGAGCUGAUGAAAGCCAUCCCUGAUUUGGAGUUUGCGGCCAAGCACAAGCAGUCUUCCAGCUGUGGUGGCAGUGGAAGUGUUGCCUCCACCCCAGAGCAGAAGCCUACCAAACCCCAGCAUGCACAAAAGACCACAACCAAAAUGGACCCCAAUGGUCGCCGGGGAUCAGAUGAGCUGACGGUGCCCAGAUAUCGUACAGAGAAGCCCUCCAAAUCUCCCCCUCCUCCCCCACCCCGGCGAAGCUUCCCAUCUUCUCAUGGGCUUACAACCACCCGCACAGGAGAGGUGAUCAUCACCAGCAAAAAAGAAUCCAGUUUCAUGAAGAAAGCUGAAUCAGAAGAGCUGGAAACCCAAAAGCCUCAAGUGAAACUGAGAAGAACUGUAUCUGAAGUUGCCAGGCCUGCUUCAACACCCCCCAUCAUUGCUUCUGCCAUCAAAGAUGAUGAUGAGGAAGAUAGGAUCAUUGCUGAACUUGAGGUAUUUCAGAGAAGCUCUUCAUUUAUUCCUAAGUUUCGUUGCGACCAACCUGUGCCAGCCACAGACAUGUGGCCCAAUGGGGCCACCAUAACCACCAAAGGAUGGAAGAGUGGUGGCGGUGUCUCGAUUCCAGCCAUGAAGAUGGUCAAUCCAGCAUCACGGCUAAAGCAAACCCAGCAAGGCAGCCCAGACAAAAGCAAACACAUAAAGCAACGCAUGGAAUACAUGCGCAUCCAGGGACAACAGCAGUGUACCCAGUGGCUUGCCAACUUUCUGAGGCCACAAAGCAAGGCCGCUAGAUCAACCAAGGACUCUGGCAUGGGGAAUGAGACUUCCAGCCCAGUCUCAGAGAAACCUACUUCGGGCAGGACCUCCAUCCCGGUUCUGACUUCCUUUGGGUCACGGAACUCCUCCAUUUCAUUCUAGAAGCUCCUUUGCCAAAUUCUCCGUUGAUUUGGAGCUUACCAGAAGAUGAGGGUUUAUCUUUUAUGAUGUACAGCCCACUUUCUGUUUUCUAAGCUCUUAGAUGGAGAGAUACGAGCACAUUAUGUCAUGCCCUCAUUUUUGUAACAUCCAUGCUGCUCUGUCGAGAGCUCAAGAAAAGGAAGAUAGACUGCCAUAUAAGCAGAAGAUGAAGAACAAGUAAAAAAAAAAGAGGACCAAAAGUGGAAAAAGGAGAAAGGCAUCAUUGCACACUAAUUUACUCCUCCAAAUUUAUUCCAGAUUAGAUCUUUAAAAAAUUUUCACAUCUAAAUUCUGUCUAUUUUGAUUAAUAGUAAAAUUGACUUGCUGUUACUAUUAACAAUUUUCUACAUUUUAUUGUUGCAAAAUAAUCUUGAAACUUAAUUGAUGUUUGAUAAACCCUCUGAAGCUACAAGAAGAGAGUUCCCAUAUGAUUAUGUACAGUUUCAGUGCCUGAUAUAAUUCACUAAUGCUUCAUAUGCGUGCAGGAAAAAUAUCAACUGUGUAAUAUGUGGAAGCUGCAUAAUUUAAAAUAGUAGGGAUCUCAUAGUGUGUUUAUUUUAAUGUAUUACAGUGGAGUGUGAAGAGAACUUUCUUUUGUUAAACUUCUGCUUAUGGAUAAUUGGUAAUUGAUGCAAAUAAAUCACAUCUAAUAGCAUACUUUCAACACUAUUAAUCCAUAGUGUGUUUUACUAGCUAGAGCUAAUGCUUUAAAUAAGUAAGCAAACUUGUUUUUUGAAUAAGGCAGUUUAUUUCCAAUAUAUAUAUAAUUGUAAUUUUGGGGCUAUAUUUAAAGCAGAAUUGUUUUGUUUGACCAUAUAUAUUAUACAACAUAAAGAUGAAAAGAGGGACAAACCAUGCAA
Pantherophis guttatus is the source of this 5220-nucleotide messenger RNA. Lineage: Eukaryota; Metazoa; Chordata; Lepidosauria; Squamata; Colubridae. The record is from RefSeq and is a predicted model, not a curated record.